This is a messenger RNA of Guyanagaster necrorhizus, 531 nucleotides long. RefSeq lists its product as uncharacterized. The record is from RefSeq and is a predicted model, not a curated record. NCBI's taxonomy places the organism in Eukaryota, Fungi, Basidiomycota, Agaricomycetes, Agaricales, Physalacriaceae. The transcript has a single exon. Bases 1 to 531 code for a protein of 176 amino acids.
AUGGUCGCAAUUGCGAACGGCGACGAGGGGAAAGGCGACAGGGUGGGAAACCCAGAGAAGAGGCGACGGUUAUAUACCGAAGAAAAGACAAAAAUUCGAGUCAAGCAGCGCGAUGUGACUUCCUUUUUGGGAAUUAAUUCUGGUCGCGUCACAGCUGUCACGGAUCCCAAAGAAGCGAAUCGCCGGCGAGACCCUUCGAGAUCUGGUGAGCAGAUCGGUCAUUGUGCUUGCAAGCGAGCCACGCGAACCGGGCAUGCCAACAUUUGGAAGCAUCAAUUGCACCAGUUACGCAAGAAAUGCACGUCCCCUCUGCAUGCCUAUUCCACUCAAAUUUCACUAACCGCUAUUCACGUUUGUGUCUCGCCUCCUCGAACGUGGUCCCUGCGUACCACGUUUAUCUUCACUGGCCAGCGUGUGUCACCCGUAAAUCUGAAUUUCAAACCCUUCUUCCAUGAUCUCUUGAUGCCUUUGUCCAUUAUAUCCGCGUAUUUGUGCCGCAUUCCCACCAUUUAUCGCGUUUGUAUUCUUUGA